Salvelinus fontinalis (brook trout) is the source of this 2940-nucleotide messenger RNA. Its product is annotated as collagen alpha-2(IX) chain-like. Lineage: Eukaryota; Metazoa; Chordata; Actinopteri; Salmoniformes; Salmonidae. The record is from RefSeq and is a predicted model, not a curated record.
GGCCCUCGUGGUUACAAGGGCAUCAACGGACCAGUUGGCCAACCUGGACCCCCAGGUGAGGAGGGACCUCAGGGACCACCUGGAGAGGCUGGGGAGAAAGGAGACUUAGGUGGUCGAGGUAUCAAGGGCCCACAAGGAGCUGUUGGCAAGAAGGGAGAGAAUGGUCUGCCUGGUAUCGACGGAAAGGAUGGCACUCCUGGCAUCCCUGGAAUCAAGGGUGCCCCAGGGCACGCUGGGAAGCCUGGUGGUCCUGGUCACCAGGGAACAGCAGGUUUGCCUGGCAGCCCCGGAACCAAGGGUGGACCUGGAGGCAAGGGAGAGCCUGGUCCCAGAGGUCAUGUUGGAAUGUCUGGUGCCCCAGGACCUCAGGGUGAGCCUGGUCUUCCUGGUGAAGCUGGUAUGGAGGGCGUUCCUGGACCUAAGGGUGACAGAGGCCAGAGGGGAGCUGUAGGGCCACAGGGUAUUGUCGGCAAGGCUGGCAACAAGGGUAUGAGAGGGCCUAUGGGCGUCCCAGGGGCUCAAGGCAUCUCAGGAACCAAGGGAGACAAGGGAUUCCAAGGAAAAGUUGGGGCGAAGGGAGACUUUGGUGAUCCUGGUGUAGAAGGCUUGGCUGGGGAGAAAGGAGAGAAGGGUUUGGGUGGUGAGCCUGGACCCAAAGGACAGCAAGGAGUGAGGGGAGAGACAGGGUUCAAUGGCCCCACAGGAGACUCAGGCAAACCAGGAGACCAGGGACCAGGAGGACUGCCUGGGCCUCGCGGCCUCAAUGGGGAGAGAGGAGUACCAGGCAUGCCAGGCAUUGUGGGGGCAGCAGGUCGAGAUGCAUCAGACCAGCACAUCAUUGAGGUGGUUCUGAAGAUGCUGCAAGAGCGUCUGGCGGCUGUAGCGGUGAGCGCUAAGCGUGUCGUACUGGGUGGAGCCGGUGUCAUGGGUCCACCUGGUCCUCCUGGACCCCCAGGAGCUCCCGGUGCUCAGGGCCCACACGGCCUCACCGGCGCCCGCGGCAUCCCUGGCAUGUUUGGAGCCUCUGGACAGAUCGGCAACACCGGACUGAAAGGAAAGAGAGGAGCGAAGGGAGACAGAGGAUAUCCUGGUAAACCACAUGCUGGCCAGCCAGGACCCCCGGGGAUACCAGGUCCCCCUGGUAUUGACGGAGUAGCUCGAAAUGGUAAGCCUGGUGGGCGAGGCCCCCAGGGCUCGGCAGGAGAGGCUGGUCGUCCUGGUAAGGCGGGCCCCACUGGUCUUCCAGGGUUCUGUGAGGCUGCAGCCUGCCUAGCUGCCUCGGCCUACACCUCCCCCAGACUACAGGACUCCGCCAGGGUCAAGGGCCCAGGAGUCUAACCUGAGACCUCUCCAUCAAGAGCCCCACAACACCAGGGAGAAAGAGAGAGACAGAAGAGAGAGAAGGGAUAGAGGAGAGAGAGAACUCUUCUUUAUUGGAUACCAACGAGAGCGAGGAGUGGGGUCAAUACAAUCAUGACUGACAUUGCCCCUCUGACCUCUAAACUGACGACUUUCAGUUUAACUGUUUGGAGACUGUUUGCAACAUACACCAUGCCCAUCUACUUUAAAUCACCCUGAGGACAGCCACUCACAGCCAAUAACACCCCUCUGAAUUUACAGUCUCUGGUUCGGGAUUGGCUGAUGUCAAUGUCAGUCACGUCCAACUGCCUCACCCCUAACCACAGAGGGAAAGAGAAUGAUGCCGCGUUCAAAACAACUGGGUGCUCAGAACUCUGAAAUCUCUGACUUCCGACUUCAGUGCGUUCAAGACAUCUGGGAACUCAGAACUCUGAAAUCUCUGACUUCCGACUUCAGUGCGUUCAAGACAUCUGGGAACUCAGAACUCUGAAAUCUCUGACUUCCGACUUCAGUGCGUUCAAGACAUCUGGGAACUCAGAAAAAAAAACGAGCUCCGACUGGAAUUUUUUUGUUUUGAACGGUCAUCCAACUCGGAAUUCCAACUCGGAAUUCUCAGGCCUCUUUCUAGAGCUUCAACUUUCCAACCUGAAGAUCACUGACGUCAGGAUUUUUUUCGGGUUCCCAGUUGUCUUGAACGCAUCAUGGGAGAAACGUAGUGACAUCAGAAUCAUAUCCAGUGACGUCAUUGAUAAUGUCAUCGGUAGUAGCCGUAGCCCCUGGACUGGGAGGACUAGAGAUAGACUUUGUGUCUAAUGAUUGGUGCUUUUUUAUUUUAUAUACCGUGGUCACUUUAAAUGCUAUUGUUUAAUACCUGGAAUUAGAAUUUUUAAAUAUGUUUUGAAGCAGAAAAGGCAAGCAUAUGACCCACUCCACCCGCCACCAAACAACAAGUGGCUUACAAGUGUACACAAAAGUACCAAUAAAAGAUUAGGAUCAAAAUCCACACUCCAUACGGUAAGAUGUAUUGCUAAACUCCUCGCCUGUAUGCUUGAGUGAAAUAAUGAAACCCCUUUUUUAUCUCACAUGUACAUUGCCGCACCUUUCUACCUUUGCCUCAUUUUAGAAAACAUUUUUUCUUUAGCCUUGAUCUCUUCCUCUAGUUGACUGGCAACAGCACAUCCUGAUGGGCACUCCCAUCUAUUUCCCAUAAUUCAGUGCUGUACAGCCUUGUAAAUGUUUGUUGAUUUUACGUAGAGAAAAAAGAGGAUGGGUUAGAAUAUGAUCCAACCAAAACAACCCCUGUAUUAAUGAACCUAAUCAGCAAUAAAGUUCAAAAGUUGAAAUGACUGCUUUUCCAAACAGAUCAGAUACAGUAAUCAAUCUUUCUAUGUCACUGUCAACUACAGGGUCAAUCAAUGUCAACAUUCUAACAACUAGGACAUAUUAUUUUCAUUAAUACAAAUUAUCUAUUUAUUGUUCUUUAUAUGAUUCAUCUGUAAAGACAUUUAAUUUCUUUUUCCCCUGGUUGUUCUGGUCAACCAAUUCCAAAACAAUAAAAAAUAAAGUUUUGUAAAACCUGAA